Chelonia mydas (Green sea turtle) is the source of this 5918-nucleotide messenger RNA. RefSeq names its product zinc finger protein 521 (gene ZNF521). The record is from RefSeq and is a predicted model, not a curated record. The coding region runs from base 1138 to 5130 and encodes 1330 amino acids. Gene Ontology annotation, molecular function: DNA-binding transcription factor activity, RNA polymerase II-specific; chromatin insulator sequence binding; RNA polymerase II transcription regulatory region sequence-specific DNA binding. The transcript has 8 exons. Lineage: Eukaryota; Metazoa; Chordata; Testudines; Cheloniidae. Gene Ontology annotation, biological process: regulation of transcription by RNA polymerase II. Gene Ontology annotation, cellular component: chromosome; nucleus.
GUGCAGGCAGGCUGACAAUGAUUUCCUCAGUGAUUACGUACAGAGCGAGUCCCUGCGGGUUAGGGGCCCCCUCUGGAGCCAUCCUGAUGGCUUUGGGGGCCUUGCUUCCAUUUUCCAUUAUUAUGUGGACUACCGGAGCGACAGCGCAGUCCAAGACCUUGCAGGUUUGUGAUGAGGAGGGAGCACACAGCACACUUCUCCUUCUCCUCCUCCUCCUGCUCCCGGCUCUCCUCCUCUCGCCGCCGAGCCAGCCGUAGACUUUAGAGAGCAACAUCCAGCUCCCAAAAUCCAGGGCUGCUACAGCGGACCCGGCUAUUCAAAAAGAAGGAGGAAAAAAAAAUCCCACCCCAAAACAAGGGGCACAGGAGAAAACAAACAAACAAACAAAAAAAACCAAACAACAACAAAAAAACCAAACAACAAAAAUUGGAGCUUUUUUUUUUUUUUUUUUUUUACUUAGAUUUAAGGGUAUUUUUUUUAAAGGAAAGGAAGGUUUUUUUAAAAAAAAUUUUGGGGUGUUUUUAAAGUAAUUUUUUUCUUUGCAUUUUCUACCCCAUUUACAACUGUCUUGACUCCAGUGGGCGAUUUUAGGGGAUUUUUUUUUUUUGGCGAUCAGUUUUUUUUUUUCUUUCUUUCUUUCUUUCUUUUUUUUUUUUUUCAAACUGUACAAAGAAUCGGUUUGUAAACAAAUCAAGAGGGGUUUUUUACACUUUUUUUUUUGCAAAGCAAAUAGAAAAGCCAGAUUAUUUUCUGUAGUUUUUGCCCUGUUUUACUCGAAUAUGUAAAUGUUAGUGGAGUAAAAUAUAUCUAUCUAUCUACAUUAUACUAACGACUGGACUCUUUUUCUGUGUCUUACGGCAUUUUGGGGGGGGUGUCUUUUUUUUAGAAUUUAAUUUGAUUUGGUGCUUUUUGAGAGGGGGGAUUUCAAAGGGGGGGGGGGUUUGAAGCUUGAAAAGUUUUGGUGCAGCUGCCUGAGCAAAACACUGAGCCCCCCGACCAGCCGCCAACGGAGAGAGGGAGGGAAGGAGAGAGCUUAGCAGAGGAGUAGAAGUCUUGUAGGGGUCUCUCAUCGGUUAUAAGGAAGUGUAGUUUCUUAUAGGGCUGAAAUUGAAACAACUUCAGCUGUUUGCUUUUAGGAUGUCUCGCCGCAAGCAAGCUAAACCAAGAUCACUCAAAGAAGAAAAUGAAACGGAGGACCAGCAGGCGGGUGUGGGACAGAUAGCCGCACAGACUGAUGCUAACUGUAAACUAGAAGACAAGGCAGAAGAUGGAGAGGUGAUAGAUUGUAAGAAAAGGCCAGAAGAAGGGGAGGAGUUAGAGGAAGAAGCUGUGCACAGCUGUGACAGCUGCCUCCAGGUGUUUGAAUCACUGAGUGAUAUCACAGAACACAAGAUUAAUCAAUGUCAACUGACAGAUGGAGUGGAUAUUGAGGAUGACCCCACUUGCUCAUGGCCAGCUUCAUCACCUUCCAGCAAAGAUCAGACUUCACCAAGCCAUGGAGAAGGUUGUGAUUUUGGUGAGGAAGAGGGUGGCCCAGGAUUGCCUUAUCCGUGCCAGUUCUGUGACAAGUCAUUCAGUCGGCUCAGCUACUUAAAGCAUCAUGAGCAGAGUCACAGCGACAAGCUCCCUUUCAAAUGCACAUAUUGCAGUCGCCUCUUUAAACACAAGCGGAGCAGAGAUCGCCAUAUAAAGCUUCACACGGGAGACAAGAAGUAUCACUGCAGUGAAUGUGAUGCAGCAUUUUCAAGGAGUGAUCACCUUAAAAUUCACUUAAAGACUCAUACAUCCAACAAGCCAUAUAAAUGUGCCAUUUGUAGACGUGGAUUCCUUUCGUCUAGUUCACUGCAUGGUCACAUGCAGGUUCAUGAAAGAAACAAGGAUGGUUCUCAGUCUGCCUCCAGGAUGGAGGAGUGGAAAAUGAAAGACACUCAGAAAUGCAGUCAGUGUGAAGAAGGCUUUGAUUUCCCUGAAGAUCUUCAGAAACACAUAGCAGAAUGCCACCCCGAGUGUUCCCCUAAUGAAGACAGGGCUGCUCUUCAAUGUGUUUAUUGCCAUGAACUCUUUGUAGAGGAAAGUUCUCUUGUAAAUCACAUGGAGCAAGCUCAUAAUGGUGAAAAGAAGAAUUCAUGCAGCAUUUGCUCAGAGAACUUCCAUACUGUGGAAGAACUGUACAGCCACAUGGAUAGUCACCAGCAGCCCGAAUCAUGCAAUCAUAGCAACAGCCCUUCUUUGGUAACUGUUGGCUACACCUCAGUAUCUAGCACCACUCCAGAUUCAAACCUCUCGGUGGAUAGUUCAACAAUGGUAGAAACGGCUCCCCCAAUAACAAAGGGUCGUGGAAGAAAGCGGGCAGCCCAACAAGUACCAGAUAUCACUGGUCCUUCGAAUAAGCAAGCAAAAGUUACCUAUAGCUGCAUUUAUUGCAACAAACAGUUAUUUUCAAGCCUUGCAGUUCUGCAGAUACACCUGAAAACUAUGCAUUUAGAUAAACCUGAACAAGCGCAUAUCUGUCAGUAUUGUUUGGAGGUGUUACCUUCACUUUAUAAUCUGAAUGAACAUCUUAAGCAAGUCCAUGAAGCUCCAGACCCAGCACUGAUUGUUUCUACCAUGCCUGCCAUGGUCUACCAGUGCAACUUCUGCUCUGAAGUAUUUAAUGACCUCAACACUCUUCAGGAACAUAUCCGAUGUUCUCAUGGGUUUGCAAACCCUGCUGCUAAAGACAGUAAUGCAUUCUUUUGUCCCCAUUGCUACAUGGGAUUUCUUACUGAUUCUUCUUUGGAAGAGCAUAUUAGACAAGUCCAUUGUGAUCUUAGCAGUUCCCGUUUUGGUUCCCCUGUACUUGGAACCCCAAAAGAUCCAGUAGUAGAAGUAUAUUCCUGUUCUUACUGUACUAAUUCUCCAAUAUUUAACAGUGUCCUUAAAUUGAACAAGCAUAUCAAGGAGAACCAUAAGAACAUUCCUUUGGCAUUGAAUUACAUCCACAAUGGAAAGAAAUCUAGAGCCUUGAGCCCCUUAUCUCCUGUAACUAUUGAACAAAAUUCCUUAAAGAUGAUGCAAGCUGUAGGUGGUGCUCCUCCACGUCCUGCAGGUGAAUAUGUCUGUAAUCAAUGUGGUGCUAAGUAUACGUCUCUGGAUGGUUUUCAGACUCAUUUAAAAACCCAUCUUGACACUGUCCUGCCAAAACUGACCUGCCCUCAGUGCAACAAGGAGUUUCCAAACCAAGAGUCGCUGCUGAAGCAUGUUACAAUUCAUUUCAUGAUAACUUCUACAUACUAUAUCUGUGAAAGCUGUGACAAGCAGUUUACUUCAGUGGAUGACUUGCAAAAACACCUGCUCGACAUGCAUACGUUUGUAUUCUUCCGCUGCACCUUGUGUCAAGAGGUUUUUGACUCCAAAGUCUCCAUUCAACUACACCUGGCUGUGAAGCACAGCAAUGAAAAGAAGGUAUACAGGUGCACAUCUUGUAACUGGGACUUCCGUAAUGAAACUGACCUACAGCUUCAUGUUAAACACAAUCACCUGGAGAACCAAGGGAAAGUGCACAAGUGCAUUUUCUGUGGCGAGUCGUUCGGUACAGAGGUGGAGCUUCAGUGCCACAUUACUACACAUAGCAAAAAAUACAACUGCAAAUUCUGCAGCAAAGCUUUUCAUGCUAUUAUAUUACUAGAGAAACACUUGAGGGAAAAACAUUGUGUUUUUGAAACUAAAACUCCAAACUGUGGAACAAAUGGAGCAUCGGAGCAAGUUCAGAAAGAAGAAGUGGAGCUCCAGACCUUGUUGACAAAUAGCCAGGAGUCACAUAAUAGCCAUGAUGGCAGUGAAGAAGACGUUGAUACAUCAGAGCCCAUGUACGGUUGUGACAUUUGUGGAGCAGCAUACACAAUGGAAACUCUCCUGCAGAAUCAUCAGCUUCGAGACCACAACAUCCGACCUGGAGAAAGUGCUAUAGUUAAGAAGAAGGCAGAGCUGAUUAAAGGGAAUUACAAGUGUAAUGUGUGUUCUCGAACAUUCUUCUCUGAAAAUGGGCUCCGUGAACAUAUGCAGACACACUUGGGACCAGUGAAACAUUACAUGUGCCCAAUAUGUGGUGAGCGGUUUCCAUCUCUUCUGACUCUUACUGAACAUAAAGUCACACAUAGUAAGAGCCUGGACACUGGAAACUGCAGAAUUUGCAAAAUGCCUCUACAGAGUGAGGAGGAUUUUUUAGAGCAUUGCCAAAUGCACCCUGAUUUGAGAAAUUCCUUAACAGGAUUCCGCUGUGUGGUAUGCAUGCAAACAGUGACUUCUACCUUGGAACUGAAAAUCCAUGGGACAUUUCACAUGCAAAAAACAGGAAAUGGCUCUGCAGUGCAGUCCACAGGGCGUGCACAGCAUCUUCAGAAACUGUACAAAUGUGCUUCUUGCCUGAAGGAAUUCCGCUCAAAACAGGAUUUAGUGAAACUUGACAUCAAUGGUCUGCCAUAUGGUCUGUGCGCUGUUUGUGUUAAUCUCAGUAAGAGUGGUAGUCCAAGUGUCAACAUCCCUUCAAGCAGUAACAGACAAGGCUUGGGUCAAAAUGAGAACUUGAGUUCCAUUGAGAACAAAAGCAAGGCAGGGGGACUGAAGACUCGCUGUUCUAGUUGCAAUGUUAAAUUUGAAUCAGAAAGUGAACUCCAGAAUCAUAUCCAGUCAAUCCACAGAGAGCUUGUUCCAGACAGCAACAGUACACAGCUGAAAACACCACAAGUAUCUCCAAUGCCCAGAAUCAGCCCUUCUCAAUCUGAUGAGAAGAAGACCUACCAGUGCAUCAAGUGUCAGAUGGUUUUCUACAAUGAAUGGGAUAUCCAAGUUCAUGUUGCAAACCACAUGAUUGACGAAGGAUUGAACCAUGAAUGUAAACUCUGCAAUCAAACAUUUGACUCUCCUGCCAAACUUCAGUGCCACCUGAUAGAACACAGCUUUGAAGGAAUGGGGGGCACCUUCAAAUGUCCAGUCUGCUUUACAGUGUUUGUUCAAGCAAACAAAUUGCAGCAGCAUAUUUUCUCAGCCCAUGGACAAGAAGACAAGAUCUACGACUGCACGCAGUGUCCGCAGAAGUUCUUCUUCCAAACAGAGCUGCAGAAUCAUACAAUGACCCAACAUAGCAGUUAGUGCAAUGCCCAUCUCUUCAGGAGAAUCCUUUGUGGCACAAAAAGGGAACACGUUUUACUCUUUGCACGAAACUUUCAUUGUUAAUGUAUAUUAUUCAGAAACAUUGUAUUGUACCAUAAAACUUGUAUUAUCGAAACUGUUGGAUGUUCAUGUGUUUGAACUUUUGAGCACCGGAUAGACUUCCUGUAUAUAACGUGUUGCACAUGUAUUAUGUUGUCUGAUACUAAAAUGGUCUUAUAAAGACAAGUGGACUUGGGCCCUAUUCAAGAAAGAUAAAAAUAAUAAUGUGUGAGGAAAAAGGCUUAAGAAAAUGUCAUUUUCAAGAAAGAGGGAGAAAAAAUCUCUAUGUUAUACUACAGCUGUUUGGCCUUCCUUUCAUUUAAACUUAAGUCUAGAAUCUCUCUCUUUUGGUAUACAAACAGAUGAAUCUGAGACUAUUUUUUAUUGCUGAAGAUUCUUGCAAAAAAACAUGAAAAGACUCUUUCUCCCAGAGCAGGAACCCACAGUUGAAUAAGGCCCGUAUAUAUAUUUGUAAGCCUUGCGAUAUGACAGAUAGCAUUACCAUAUAUGCAAUAGUUGUUAUGUAGAUUGUCAAAGAAACUUUUUUUUUCCUGAAUACCAUUUGAAGCUUUGAGUGUUCAAGACUUUCCUUAAUGAUUUCACACAGCCAAAUUCUUGACUCAGUUGAACUAACCUGUAUGUUACUGUUAUUAAUGUUUACUCUGCGGUCUGAACCUGGAGAUUACUGGAAUUGUUUUCCAAGAGGAAAUAAAUUCAGUUUACCAUUA